UUGCUUGAGAAUUUUUGGAGCAAGCUACCUCCCUUCACUUCAAGGCUUCAGUCUUCAGAAGUAACACUACUAACAGUUAGUUCAGUGAAACUUGAAAGUCAAGCACUAAAUAACUAGAGCUGGGAACUAUUUUCAGUCACGCAUGCCCGUGUAUUUUCGGCGUCUGUGUGCUGCUUAGUUUGGUAAUAGACUGGCUCUCAUACCAGAGUACUAGUAGUUCCUGGGAAUCAAUCGGAUUGCCGGAGCCAUGGAGGAAGAAUACGAGAGUUUGCCCACCAACAAGAUCUCAUCCCAGUUACUGGCUGGCGCGGCUGCUGGUAUAGCUGAGCAUUCAGUAAUGUAUCCAUUCGACGUCGUCAAGACGAGAAUGCAGUCUCUGCGUCCUCAUCCCGUGGCGGACUACAGAGGCGUUGGUCAUGCUGUGACCCAGAUCGUUCAGCUUGAAGGUUUGCGGACGCCGUUCCGGGGCCUAUCGGCAGUGGUGGUGGGCGCUGGACCUGCACACGCGCUCUACUUUGCUGCCUACGAGUCGAUCAAGCGAACCCUGUCGCCCGAUAAUCCGGGCCAGAGCUCUGCUGCUAACCUAUGCGCUGGUGCUGUUGCGACUCUCAUCCAUGAUGGCUUCAUGAAUCCCGUUGACGUAAUCAAACAGCGAAUGCAAAUGUAUGGUAGUCCACAUCGUAACAUCGCCCACUGCAUCAAGACUACAUUCCGCACGGAGGGAAUGCGAGCGUUCUACCGCAGCUACACGACCCAGUUAACAAUGAAUAUUCCCUUCCAGUGUACGCAGUUCGUCGUCUAUGAGAAGCUCCGGCGGGUAUUAAACCCCAGCGGCCAGUACAAUCCAUUGGUUCAUAGUGUGGCAGGGGCAGGCGCUGGCGCGUGUGCCGCCGCCUUGUCCAAUCCGCUCGACGUCGCCAAGACUCUGCUCAACACGCAGGAGGCGUCCGUUCGCCAAGUGACCGGCCGCGAGCACGUCAGCGGCAUGCUGCUGGCAAUGCGUACGAUCUACGCUCAGAAUGGCCUUGCCGGCUAUAGCCGUGGGCUGAGCGCUCGUAUUCUCUAUCAGAUGCCGGCGACGGCUGUUUCUUGGUCAGUGUACGAGCUGCUGAAGUAUCUCUUACACUUACAUCCGGAGGAUCGGAUACCGCAACCACCUCCAGCUAGUCACGAGAAGCAAGACAGUGUCCGGACAUCUUGAUUUCGUAGGAUUGCAUUGCCGGUAUUUAACGGUGCGUGUCCGUCCGUGCUCCCAGAUCUAUUUUCUGACGGCAUGGAUGUGUUGUGCCGUGUCACUACUUGGCCGCGUUGCUAUCCCAAGGCCACACACACGGUUCGGCCUGCGCAGAGCACUGCUAUUUUCCUCCACAAUGCUGCGUCAUUGUAUGGCACUGCCAUAUCUUGCCAGUUAGACCACAGUUGUUUUUAGAUCCUGUCUUGCUCAUAAAAUAUAGCAGCAAUUCUACUGAUAAACACUUCCUUGAUGGAAAGCUAGGGAUUUCAUAAAUUUUAAAAUUACAGUUCGCGUUUGUCUGAUGUCAUUAGAGAAGAUUCGCGACAUUUUUUUGCGUGACGACGUGACUCACUCGAUCGGAUGUCAUCGAGCAGCACUGUACUUUGGACAUUUGGGGUGCAGUAGACUAGACAACGUUAGUAGAGGCCAGUUAUCAGCGCUGCAGCGUGUCUAUGCACAUAAUUGUACAUGAUUGUACACUCACUUGAAGAAUUAUGCUCUGCCUACAAAUGAUGCGCCCAGUGUGCUGAA
This is a messenger RNA of Sycon ciliatum, 1765 nucleotides long. RefSeq names its product mitoferrin-1-like. The coding region runs from base 248 to 1201 and encodes 317 amino acids. The record is from RefSeq and is a predicted model, not a curated record. Gene Ontology annotation, molecular function: ferrous iron transmembrane transporter activity. The transcript has 5 exons. Gene Ontology annotation, biological process: iron import into the mitochondrion. Lineage: Eukaryota; Metazoa; Porifera; Calcarea; Leucosolenida; Sycettidae. Gene Ontology annotation, cellular component: mitochondrial membrane.